Vombatus ursinus (common wombat) is the source of this 2370-nucleotide messenger RNA. Its product is annotated as tubulin delta chain-like. The record is from RefSeq and is a predicted model, not a curated record. Gene Ontology annotation, biological process: microtubule cytoskeleton organization; mitotic cell cycle. Gene Ontology annotation, cellular component: cytoplasm; microtubule. NCBI's taxonomy places the organism in Eukaryota, Metazoa, Chordata, Mammalia, Diprotodontia, Vombatidae. The transcript has 11 exons. Bases 60 to 1331 code for a protein of 423 amino acids. Gene Ontology annotation, molecular function: structural constituent of cytoskeleton; GTP binding.
GGCCACGGUGCCUCCCCAGCACCACCUCCGCAGCCCACCCCCGGCCGAGCUCCAGGGAAAUGUCUACUGUUUGGCUUCAAGUUGGACAAUGUGGCAGCCAGAUAGCUCAGGAGUUGUGGCACAUCUUAGGCCUUGUAAACGGAUCCUGUGGAAAAAUAGAUAGGAAUCCCUUCUGCUCCCGUGAUGGAAAGCUCAGUGCUGUCUGUGUGGACAGUGAAUCCAGAGUGAUAAAGAAAAUGCAGAAACAAGUGAAGAAAGGUUUAUUCCGAGAAUCGAAUGUAAUAAUCGGAAAACAGGGAAGAGGGAAGAAUUGGGCGUGUGGCUACUACAACAAGCCUUUGAAUUGUGAAGAGAGCCUUCUCUACGAGACAAUGGAGAGGCUUCGAAACGAAGUGGAACUCCGGGAUUGUUAUAGUGGGACUGUGCUUUUUCACAGCCUAAGUGGUGGCACAGGAGCAGGGCUUGGCUCUCGUCUCUGUGAGGAAAUCAGAGACAAGUAUCCCUUAGGACAGAUUCUGUCUGUAAUGGUGGCCCCUUACCAGACUGGCGAAUGCCUUCUUCAACAUUACAACGUUCUAUUGUGCCUUUCUUGGCUUCAGAGGUACGCGGAUGGCAUCUUCCUCUUCCAUAAUGAUGAUGUCCUGAGGAAAACAAUAGCCAGGAUGGGGAAGAAGAAUAUCUGGGAGCCUGGGGUGCUAUCCCAAGUGUCCCUGUCUAGCAUGAACACCUACAUCUCAGAUUGUGUGGCAGGACUCUUGUACUCUGUCAGCAAUUUCCAGCCCACCACUGGGCUGAACAUGGAAGUAGAACCCUGGGAGUUGCUGCGGUCCGUCUGCCCUAUGCCAACCAUGAAAUUCCUGCAUGUUGCUCAGACCAGUACCAGAGGCCAGGUGUUUUGGGACAGCAUGGUCUCAUCUGUGACACGCUUCUUGGCUUCUGAGUCAAGUACUGGGGAGCCUUAUUACAGUACUUCAUUGCUGUCUGUGGCCCGCAGUAACCACUGCUCCUUGAUCCAACCCCAGAGCUCUGCAAUGAAGAGGCUGCAAUGGGCCUAUGGCUCUGUAUCCUGGAACCCUUUCCCUCUCUCUCUUUGGACAGCUUCCUAUGACAUGAGGGAUCCAACUGGUCAGAAGCACUCACUUACUGUUUGUGCCAAUCAUGGCAGCAUCAUAGACCUGCUGAAACACACACUGGAGAAAGCACAAAAAAUGUACUCAGCCAACGCAUAUACCCACUGGUAUAGGCAAUAUGGCUGUGAGGGGAAAGAUUUUAAGCAGGCUUUUGAUGCCCUCUCCUCAGUGAAGGCUGAGUAUUACAGUGCAGGAGAAUGAGUGACAGUUCUUAGAGAAGCAUUGUGCAACCAUCUGUUUGUCCCGUUGAAUGGAUUGAACUGAAGCCAGAGGGCCUUGACCAUAGGUUAAAUGAUUCCCCAGAUCUCAAAGAAAGCUCCUGAUUCCCACUGAUCUUGGGGGAAAAAAAAGUAGCCAUUCUUUUACUGUUUUUAAUAGUUCAGGAAAGAAAUAACUACCAAAAAGACAUACCAACAUUCAGCAACAUGAGCCUAGAAACCAAUAUCUCACCAAAUCAAAGAUGAUCUUUUUACUCAGGCUUAGCUGUAGCCUAUUGGGCCUAUUCUAAAUGUAAUGCUGAGGGGAAAAAAAUGAGCCUAUCAGCAUUUCUACCAGAAAAUUAGAUUACAUCUGGAAAUAAAUAAUCAGUUCAGCUGAAAAAUGAAACAGUGGGAAGAAGAUUAAGGCCAGAAACUGAUGAAUGAAAACUUGUGUGUUUCUCCAGAGUAAGUAUGCCAGGUAGCUGAAACUGGUCCUCUUGUUUCACAUGUAAUCGAUUGGCCAACAAGGGAAGUUCACUGUGUUCCUGGGCCUGUCUGUAACACAGCUCCUCUAUUGCCAAAUAGUGGCAUGUUAUCUAGUUGACACUAAGGAAAAGUGACUGAAACCAACACUAAGGAGGGAGGUGGGUGGGGGUGGGGGAAUUUGUCAGGGCCAUCAGAUAUCUACCUUCCAUUGUGAUUAGGUUAACAAAGUUGGGUUAUCUCCAAAAUCUGGCAGUGGAGCAGAGGGAGGCUCAGAAAUCAGAGAAUGCAGGAUGAAGGAGGUAGAGGGUCAAGUGUGCGUUUCUUAGCUGUAAAGAGACUGGACUGACUGGCAACCUUUAGCACCAAAGAUGAGAUUGACUUUUAGGUGGCAUGUGCUAUUAACCACAUUUUAUUCUACUCCAAACUCAGUUCUUACUCGAUUAAUAAUGUGAAGAAAUGAAAGUAUGUGGAAGAUGACUAACACCCCAAACAUAUUUUAUUCUUGUCCCUGCAUAGAAAAUAGGAAAAGUACUAAAGCCAAAAAAAAAAAAAAA